Messenger RNA from Nymphaea colorata (pocket water lily), 1403 nucleotides. Its product is annotated as heavy metal-associated isoprenylated plant protein 3-like. The coding region runs from base 153 to 1175 and encodes 340 amino acids. NCBI's taxonomy places the organism in Eukaryota, Viridiplantae, Streptophyta, Magnoliopsida, Nymphaeales, Nymphaeaceae. Gene Ontology annotation, molecular function: metal ion binding. The transcript has 5 exons. The record is from RefSeq and is a predicted model, not a curated record.
GCCUCCCGGAGCGUUUCAAGUUUCCCACUCUCUGUUUUCUCUCGGCCAAAAGAGAAAAAAAAAAGAAAAAAGAAUUGUUUCCGUUCUCCUUUUUACUGCUCUUCAUUCCGGCCAUCAGUUUCAGAUCGGAGGAGCGAAGCUAAGAGAGAAGAAUGGGCGAGAAACAGGGCAAGGAGGAGGGAGAGAAGAAGAAGGACGAGAAGAAGGCGGAGGCGACGAACGAGGAGAAGGGAGAUGAGAAGAAGAAGAAGAAGAAGGAAGAGAAGAAGGACGACGGUGGGUUCACCAUGGUGAUGAAGAUGGAUUUGCAUUGCGAAGGUUGUGCCAGGAGAGUGAAGCACUUCAUCAAGAAAUGUGAUGGGGUGGACGAAGUGAGGAUCGAUUUGAACAGCAACAAGAUAACGGUGGUGGGUAUGAUGGAUGGGCUCAAAUUGAAGGAAGGGCUGGAGUCCAAGACGAAGAAGAAGGUGGACAUCAUCUCCCCCAACCCACUGCCGAAGCCAGCUGAGAAAAAGGAGGAGAAGAAGGUCGAGAAGAAACCAGAGGAGAAGAAGAAUGAGAAGCAAGCGCCGCCGCCGGUGAAGGUUGUGGUCUUGAAGAUCAGGUUGCACUGCGACGGUUGCAUCCAGAAGAUCAAGCGCAUCAUCGGCAAGAUCAAGGGUGUGCAGAGCGUGGCUGUUGAAGACGCAAAGGAUCUGGUCACCGUGAAGGGCACCAUGGACGUCAAGGCCUUGCCGGAGUACCUCAAGCUGAAACUAAGAAGGGGUGUGGAGAUCGUGUCUCAGAAGGAAGAAGCGGGCGGUGGAGGCGAAAAGAAAGGGGGCGGCGAGAAGCCCAAAGAAGGUGGUGGAGACAAGAAGGAUGGUGGUGACAAGAAGAAAGAUGGUGGCGGCGAGAAGAAAGAUGGAGGGAAUGGCAAGAAAGACGGUGGGGGCGACAAGAAAAAGGACGGGGAUGGCGGCGAGAAGAAGAAGGACGGCGACGGCGGGGAGAAGAAGAAACCGGUGGAGGAUGCAGCGGCGGCGCCGGAUGCCAAGAAGGAGGAAGCGGCCAAGGUGGAGGUAAACAAGAUGGAGUACCAGUAUUCCCACUACGGUCCGGCGUACGCGGUAGAAUACGUGCAUGCGCCACAGUUAUUUAGCGACGAGAAUCCAAACGCCUGCUCCGUCAUGUGAAGGGGGAGCACCGUAAGCCGCCGCUGAUCCGCAAAUAUAAUUGUAGAUAAAGAAAGAUUUUAGGUGUUAGUGAAAGGAAAGAUGAUGAGGACUGAAGAUAUAUGAGGAGCCCUAGUGUAUGCAAAAUAUAUUUUUCCUUUUCGUUGUAUUACUUUGGUUGCCCUUGUUCCAUUCACAUUUCAAAAUUUUGUAUCUUCGUUGCUAAAAUGUUGCAUCCUGCUUCUCCUC